GCAGACCAUCUUCAUGUCGCGCCACUGCCAGAGCCUCUACCCCAGGAUCAUGUUGGCCAAGCUCGAAGAAUUUUUCGAGCGCUGGACGCCGGAUGUUCGCUCUUCCAUCAUGUUCAAUCGUUUUGCUGACUUGGCGGUGUGGUGGGGGCGGCUGUUUGAGGAGAGCGAGUCUGCAAACCAGGCUUUAUGUAACAACUGGAAGAUUGGCUGCAUCCUGAAUCAGCCACAGAGCAGAGGCUUCAUAAAGCUGCAGAGUAGCAACCCGCACGUUCCGCCCCUGGUAAAUCCGAAUUACUUGGCCGACGAUGCAGAUGUAGACACUCUGGUCCUAGCGGUCCGGCAAGCAGUUCGUAUCUUCGACGCUCCGCCGCUGGAUUCACUCCUUCGUUCUGGUCCCUCUGCAUGCUUGGCGGCUCAGAGUGACGAGGGAUCGAUUGCGGAGUUCGUGCGGAAGAACGCAAAGACGACAUGGCACUACUCCUGCACGACCCGCAUGGGCCCUGUCGGCGACCCGAAGUGCGUCUGCGAUACGCGCGGCCACGUUCAGGGGGUUGCCAAUCUACGCGUGGCUGAUGCAGGCUUAAUGCCUGAAAUCGUGAGCGCCAACAUCAAUGCAGCGUGCGUGAUGAUUGGAGACC
This is a messenger RNA of Symbiodinium pilosum, 638 nucleotides long. NCBI's taxonomy places the organism in Eukaryota, Dinophyceae, Suessiales, Symbiodiniaceae. The record is from the annotation of a GenBank genome assembly.